Molecule: messenger RNA, 1416 nt
Organism: Rhinocladiella mackenziei CBS 650.93
Lineage: Eukaryota; Fungi; Ascomycota; Eurotiomycetes; Chaetothyriales; Herpotrichiellaceae
Product: hydroxymethylglutaryl-CoA synthase
Exons: 4
Coding region: 1-1416 (471 amino acids)
Biological process (GO): acetyl-CoA metabolic process; ergosterol biosynthetic process
Molecular function (GO): hydroxymethylglutaryl-CoA synthase activity
Source: RefSeq, a predicted model, not a curated record
AUGGCGGCGCGACCUCAGAAUAUUGGCAUUAAAGCCAUCGAGAUCUACUUCCCAAAUCAGUGCGUUGAGCAAUCUGAACUGGAGAAAUUCGAUGGCGUUGCAGCUGGAAAGUACACAAUCGGCCUGGGGCAGACCAAGAUGUCCUUCUGUGACGACAGGGAAGUAGACAUAUAUUCCAUCGCCCUUACUACCCUGACGAGCCUGAUCUCGAAGUUCUCCAUCGACCUUAAGAACAUUGGAAGAUUAGAAGUCGGUACGGAAACAAUGCUGGACAAGAGCAAGAGUGUCAAGUCCGUUCUGAUGCAAUUAUUCGAGAAGUCGGGUAAUUUCAACGUUGAGGGUGUGGACUCUUACAAUGCUUGCUAUGGCGGUACAAAUGCAGUUUUCAACACACUGAACUGGAUCGAAUCGUCAGCUUGGGACGGACGAGAUGCCAUUGUCAUUGCAGGAGAUAUCGCUCUUUACAAGAAAGGCAAUGCUCGUCCCACGGGCGGUGCUGGCUGUGUGGCCAUGCUGAUUGGACCUGAUGCGCCGGUUGUCUUCGAACCUGGUCUCCGAGGGUCAUAUAUCACUCAUGCUUACGAUUUCUACAAGCCGGAUCUCACCAGCGAGUAUCCCUAUGUUGACGGGCAGUUCUCUUUAAGAUGCUAUACAGAGGCAGUCGACGCUUGCUACAAAGCAUACAACGCCCGAGAACGAGUGCUCAAAUCCCGAGCAAACGGCGCCGUGGUUAACGGCCAUGGUGUCAUGAACGGAAAUGGUAUGCACACGGAAGAGAACGAGAAAGCUCCCCUGGAUAGGUUUGACUUCAUGGCCUUCCAUGCACCUACCUGCAAGCUCGUCUCGAAAUCAUAUGCUCGACUCUUGUACAAUGACUUUCUGGACGAUCCAAGCCACCCACAAUUCCGAGACGUCGCACCUGAGUUACGGGAUCUGGAAUAUCAGGCAUCUCUGACCGACAAGAACGUGGAAAAAACAUUUAUGGGAUUGACGAAGAAGCGAUUUGCUGAACGGGUGCAACCGGCCAUCCAGGUUGCCACGAUGUGUGGAAAUAUGUACUGUGGCAGUGUAUACGGUGGCCUGGUUGGGCUGAUCAGCAACGUUGCUCCUAAAACGCUCCAAGGCAAGAAGGUGGGGGUUUUCAGCUACGGGAGUGGUCUGGCCAGCUCGAUGUUCAGCUUGAAGGUUGUCGGUGACACCACGGAAAUGGCUGAGAAGCUGAACCUUCAAGCCCGGCUAGAUGCCCGCAGGGUUGUUGCGCCCGAGGUGUACGAUGAAAUGUGCUUGUUGCGAGAAAAGGCACACCUCAAGAAAGACUUCAAACCGGCGGGCAAAGUGGAGGAUUUGGUGCCAGGAACAUAUUACCUCACUGAGGUCGACGAGAUGUUCCGACGAAAAUACGAAGUCAAGGCAUAA